Bombus huntii is the source of this 1553-nucleotide messenger RNA. RefSeq names its product 26S proteasome regulatory subunit 4 (gene Rpt2). Gene Ontology annotation, molecular function: ATP hydrolysis activity; proteasome-activating activity; ATP binding. Gene Ontology annotation, cellular component: proteasome regulatory particle, base subcomplex. Gene Ontology annotation, biological process: proteasome-mediated ubiquitin-dependent protein catabolic process. The transcript has 5 exons. Bases 154 to 1476 code for a protein of 440 amino acids. Lineage: Eukaryota; Metazoa; Arthropoda; Insecta; Hymenoptera; Apidae. The record is from RefSeq and is a predicted model, not a curated record.
UAAACAUAUAACAUUUUUUGUAUUAAUACUUUUUCGACGUAUCGAAUUAUUUCGAUAUAUUACGAAGAAAGAUAUCGAAAUCGUAAUCGAUUCUGCUCAUAUAAAGGCGAAUGACUUCGCCGUUUCGAUUCGUGACCAAACAGUGAAGCAAAAAUGGGACAGAAUCAAUCUGGUACCAGUGGUACAGGAAGUGAUAAGAAGGAUGAUAAGGAUAAGAAAAAGAAAUAUGAACCACCUAUCCCAACAAGAGUAGGCAAAAAGAAGCGGCGUACAAAAGGACCAGAUGCUGCUUUAAAAUUACCACAAGUUACACCUCAUACACGUUGUAGACUAAAGCUUCUGAAGUUAGAACGUAUAAAAGAUUACUUGUUAAUGGAAGAAGAAUUUAUUCGAAAUCAAGAAAGACUAAAGCCACAAGAAGAAAAGAAUGAAGAAGAAAGAUCUAAAGUCGAUGACUUACGUGGAACUCCAAUGUCUGUUGGAACAUUAGAAGAAAUUAUUGAUGAUAAUCAUGCAAUAGUUUCUACAUCUGUUGGCUCUGAGCAUUAUGUAUCAAUUUUAUCAUUUGUGGAUAAGGAUCAAUUAGAACCUGGAUGUUCUGUUCUAUUAAAUCAUAAAGUUCAUGCUGUUGUUGGAGUUUUAGGUGAUGAUACAGAUCCUAUGGUUACAGUAAUGAAACUAGAGAAAGCUCCACAAGAAACUUAUGCAGAUAUUGGUGGACUUGAUACACAAAUUCAAGAAAUCAAGGAAUCUGUAGAAUUACCUUUAACACAUCCAGAGUAUUAUGAAGAAAUGGGUAUUAAACCUCCAAAAGGAGUCAUACUUUAUGGUCCUCCAGGAACUGGAAAAACAUUGUUAGCAAAAGCUGUUGCUAAUCAAACCUCUGCAACCUUUUUGAGAGUUGUUGGUUCUGAGCUUAUACAGAAAUAUUUAGGAGAUGGUCCCAAACUUGUUAGGGAGUUAUUUAGGGUUGCAGAAGAGCAUGCCCCUUCUAUUGUAUUUAUAGAUGAAAUAGAUGCUGUAGGCACAAAACGAUAUGAUAGCAAUAGUGGUGGAGAACGCGAAAUUCAAAGAACUAUGUUAGAACUCCUCAAUCAACUUGAUGGUUUUGAUAGUCGCGGAGAUGUUAAAGUUGUUAUGGCUACAAAUAGAAUUGAAACAUUAGAUCCAGCAUUAAUCAGACCUGGCCGUAUUGAUAGAAAAAUAGAAUUUCCAUUGCCUGAUGAAAAAACAAAAAGAAGAAUAUUCAGCAUUCAUACUAGCAGAAUGACUUUAGCACCUGAUGUAAAUUUAGCAGAAUUAAUUAUGGCUAAAGAUGAUCUUUCAGGUGCAGACAUAAAGGCUAUAUGUACUGAAGCUGGUUUAAUGGCUUUACGCGAACGCCGUAUGAAAGUUACUAGUGAUGAUUUCAAAAAAUCUAAAGAGAGCGUUUUGUAUCGGAAAAAGGAGGGAUCUCCCGAAGGGUUAUAUUUAUAAAAAUUCUGCAAUUAAAAUUCUUUAUUUACGUUUGAAGCAUAAAAAUAUACAUGCUAAUAAAAAAAUACAAAAAACUG